Penicillium canescens is the source of this 2172-nucleotide messenger RNA. RefSeq lists its product as uncharacterized. Lineage: Eukaryota; Fungi; Ascomycota; Eurotiomycetes; Eurotiales; Aspergillaceae. The coding region runs from base 1 to 2172 and encodes 723 amino acids. The transcript has a single exon. The record is from RefSeq and is a predicted model, not a curated record.
AUGGCGCCACUAGGUAUUCGACAGAGCCACUCACUUGGACCUGGCACUCCUCGUCCCCCGAAACGGCCGCCGAACGUCCCAGUCGAAGUUCACAAGUCAAUCGAUCCGAAGGUAUUCGCCGAACUGAUGGCCGGAACGGUCGGCAUAUUUAUACUUGCAGUGUUGUUCUGGAAGCUGGGCCAGUUUAUCAGAAGAUUCAACCAAAACAAGGUGCUGAGAGCAGGGAAAUCUACCAAGACCCGGUAUGCGCGCACAUGGUAUGGCUGGGUAUCACGCCCGACACACGAUAGGAACAAACGGGUCAUUCGUGAUUUCUUCAUUUGGAUUCGGAGAAUGACCGCGUGGAAGUCCACAAGGGCUGAUUAUAGUUGGGUCUGGUGGGAUCCCGGCGGCGAGGAGAGACAGAAACGCCGAUGCGAGCUGAAAGGGCUUUGGUGGUUACCGGAUUGGUUGAAGAGCUAUGAUGAUCUGCCGUCGGCUGAUGAGAUUUGGGAUCCUUGUUCGCGGCCGGAGUGCCACGGGGCUUUGGUGGAUGAUGCCUUGUCCAGUUCUGUCUGGGCCUCUAAUUCUUUGGAAAGACAGCGAGAGCAGAGAGACGUUUUGCAGUCGAUCCCGCGGCCACUUCACGUGUUAAACAACGGCCAACAGCCUAUAACUCGUUCGAUCAUAGAGGAGCUCUUCAGGCAUCCCCUAGAGGUUGCUGGCUCUUCAGAUCACCACAUAGCAUUCAAUUCACCUGAAAGCAGACCGAGGCUGACAACCAGAGCAUCAAUUCCGUUUGACCGUGUCCAUUCAUUACCCUCACGACAUAACAAUAUUUACCAGCGUCGGAGAGUGGUUCCGUGGUCACAAGGUGAUGGGCCUCACGCCAUCUCAUUUCCAGUUGAGUCGAUUGUCCACCAUAUGAAUAUGCAAUACGAAGCUGCUGCAUCAAUCGAUUCCUCCACCCUGAAUACACCAUACCCAGCUCAUCAACACGGGGGUUCAAAAAGACAUCGCAGUUGGGCAGCCCGGAUGCAGGUAGGGCCCAAAGUUACAGCCCUGGAAAAUCUUCGUGAUUCAUCUGGUCCUCCUGGGACGCCGAUGACUGAAUUAUUGGCCAGCUAUAUAUCUGAACGCAGCUCGUCUAUCCCUCUUCGCCCGAAGAGACGAAGGAAAGACCAGGGACAUCUGCAGAUUUCCGAAGAUCGGAUGCCUUUCACUUCGAGAGUACUCAUGGGUGACCAGGUCCUCUCUUCGAAUGAGAAACAGAUAUGUACCAGGUCUAUCCAAUGGAACUCUGCACCAGCAAGAAGCCGCCCUCCCGGAAAGGAUGGACAGCCGGCCAGAGGGAAAUUCCAUGAUGAAUGGCGAUCAGCACAUGAUUCAAGCCGCUCUUUGUUUACCCAAGUGCCUCAUCGCUCAAGUCCAAAAGGGAAAAGUAGGUGCACCCGACACUCAACAGACCACAAUCAGCUGAAAAUAGGAGGGCCUGUCGACGAAUUAAGUGACUGGGAGGUCAGAUUGAUGGAAAGGCUAGAUCGAAAACUGGCAUGGGUCUUCAACGAAUUCAGCCCCGGGCAAAAGCCAUAUCAUUUUGCCUUGCUUGCCAACCACUGGCUGAACAGAGAAACCUGGAUCGUGUACGAUCCCAUAUCAAGAGUUAACAACGAUGGACGCCGGGACUGGGGAGACCCUCGCUUCAACGUUCCAUAUCCGGAGCCAAGUCUGAGUCCUCGACUCAAGUACCCUAACUCCAUCAAGAAGCGAGCGCAUACACCUCGCAUAGACUCCUGGCGUGCGGCGGUCAACAAGCAGCGGAAGGUAUCUGGCAUUCGAGAUGCUAUCCGCAGCAUUGAACUGUUUGAAGGGUCGGCAGAGGAACCGCCUGAUGGACAUAUUGAUCCAGCUUGCUGGGCUUUGCCGAAACCGCCUCAAGGCUUUGAAAUGUCCACCUCACAGAAGAACGCCUGGUACGAAGGAGGUGCAGGGUGGCAGGAAAAGCUUGAAGAUUGGCAGAACGUUCGUUGGGGAUAUCGUCUUCGCAAAGGCAUCUAUGAAGGGCGUGUCAAUCGGGGAAAAGUGAAGGAAGUGGUGUCGCAAGUCAACAAAUGCUACCGCAGUGCGUCGGCCAAAUUGAUUCCCAGCCACAAUUCCAGCAAACGAAGAGCUCCAAACCGUCGGGUCUCAUGA